UUAUUUUUAACCCAUUUCUAUGAUCUAACAGAGUUGCUUUGGAAGCCUAACUGUAAAUUGUUUUUCUAAAUGUAUCAUUUUACGUUUUGGUAUGAGCAUCAAAGAUCGCCUGAAAACGGCAUAUGAAAACGUUGCUCUGAAUGGAGACACAACUUGGACAGACUCGACCAAUACAUUUCAGGAAGCGAACAAGAAACUUUUCAGUAAAGAACAACAACUCAAAAACAUUAGAAUUAUAGAAGAACGGCCUAGGACAGUUAAAGAUUCGAUACCAAACAGUAAAUUAGCUACGUAUGACGAUUACGAAUACAACGAAGCUAGAGAAUUGUGCUAUACAAGGAGCAUACAAAAAACUCAAAUCGAAUUUCUCUCCAAAGAUACGUCAAUAGAUGCACAAGAGGAACCAUGGCUUUUACAAGAUGUUGAUACGUUGUUUAUAUGGUUUAUAUGUUGUCAAAAUCAAAAAAGGAAUGAUUGUGGUGCCUUUGAGUAUUGCAACGAACAUGGUAUGCGACAACAUAAACCGAUAGAAGAUCAAGAAAUUAAAGUAGUGUCACCUCUGUUGAAUGCUAAUGGUUUCCAGGAGAAAAAACUCAGAAUGGCUAUUAUAUCAGAUAAAGUAAAAAUAAUUUGGAAUACGCAAAAGGACGAUUUACGUCAGCGAUGCAUAGCGUUCGCUAGAGACAUAGAUUUAACUUUAAGCAAGUUGCCCAGCUUGCAAUUUUACAAUGCUCCUCACGAUCCGAGAGGUCAGGGACCAUUUUUAGACGAGGUAUCAGAGUCGGCGAAUGAAUUCGAUCAUUUGAAGGAUCUGGCGAUGUCGUUCAGGCAGCAGAACGGCUGGAUGAGCAAGAGUCAGGCCGCCAUCCAGGACCUGGACGCGGAACCCGUUGAGCCGAACAUCGAAGAACCUUGCGUCGAAGACAUCAAGAUCGAAGAACCGGUGUGCCCUAAGAGACUGUAUUCGGCUGUACUUCAAGGACUCGCCGCUACGGAUCUAGUGAAGAAAGAGUCAGAUGGAUUAUCGAAGCCACUACCCGAUCUGGAGGCAACGAGUUCCCUGAAUAUGAUCUUCCCGAAGUUCUCGGUGUGCUGUGCAUCUUCGGUCGUUUCUACCGUGACCGAUCUGAGCGGUUCCCCGAGCCAGUCGAAUCCAGAAGAGCCUAGUCAGGUUUUCAAGUCGGAGAUGAGGAUUCAGAAGAACAACAACACGCCGAUACAGACCAACGUUAAACUACUGCCAAAGACUAAACCCGUUGAAACGUCUCCGGUGAAAACGGCUAACCUUGUGAGAGAAACGACGCAACAGAAUAACGAAGACUACAGGAGUACCAACACUAUCAGCGUUCCAGUGAUCGCGCAAUCUUCCUACGUUAACAAUUACAGCUAUCAGUUUAACACUUCCCAUUAUUCGAACACUUAUCAGAACAGUUGCGGUUGUACGAACACUUUCUCUCACACGUCCCAAGUGAUAACUAACAGAAAUAUGCAGACGUUUCAACGCCAAAACCCCUUUAUUCCCAGUCAGUACCAGUACGCGCAGCCAGUGUUGAUGUUGCAACAGAACCGUACUUCCAUCUAUCCCAUAUCUCAACCGGUACAAACGCCUUAUUUCUAUCAGCCUUUGCAACAGACUAGAGUCAUGCAACGGUGGAUCGUCCCUCAGAAUUAUUCUAGACCUAACGUGAGUCAAGCGAACUUCCUGAACUUUGUACCUCAAACCACCUGGAUGGGCCCAGCCAGUCAGCAGCAACCUACACCGUCAACAUCGCAGUAUUUUGUGGAUAACCGAUUGAAACCUAAACCUAAGAAAACUACCCAACCUCAAAUUAGCAUCCUGAAGAGUAAAGUCAGAAAAGCCCAAGGAGAAAGCUCAGCUUCCACCGAGACCACCGACAGUGACGCUUUACGAAAGAGUUUACGCGAAAAUUCUAAUUCUUCUUGUGUAGAGGCUAGUCCACCUCAACUAUCGAAUAAGCUGAAAGCGAAGAGCGAUUUUGACGAAAUGGUCAGUAAAACGGUGAACAUCCUGUUCGAAGAGGAAGUGCCGGUCACUUCGACGAUCUCGGAAGAACUGGAAAUACAAGCGCUGGAACAAUACUGCAAUUCCACAGAUAAUGUGUACCGUGAACUGGAACGGCAGGCAGCUGAGCAGUACGACGGAUUGUCGGAAAACUUGAGGGGCCCCCCGACUCAUGACUUACUUUUCGGGGGGCUGUGCAGCUUCUUCGCAUGUUCAAUUGAUGUAAAUGUGUAAUAUUUCCCUAGUAUAAUCGUUUUUCGUCCAAAUUUUGUUCAGUUCAAUCGGGUAGUUAGGUUUUGUUAAGUUUGAUUUUUUUCUAAAUUGAAUACCCUCUACUAUAAGUCCUUAACGCCAAUAAAAUUUUACAAAAACAAAACAAAGGUAAAAAAUAAUAAAAACCAUGACUUUCUCGACUUUCA
Molecule: messenger RNA, 2442 nt
Organism: Harmonia axyridis
Lineage: Eukaryota; Metazoa; Arthropoda; Insecta; Coleoptera; Coccinellidae
Exons: 5
Coding region: 92-2257 (721 amino acids)
Source: RefSeq, a predicted model, not a curated record